GGACAUAAGUAGCGGCGCGGGGGCCCGCUCGAGGCCCCGCCCCGCCCGGCCUGAAGGAAUAACGGCCGCCGGCCCCUCGCGGUGGGCGGGGCUGAGGCACUGCGGCCCCGGGGCGAUGGUGCUGGGGGCUGCGGCCGCCCCGCCCGCCACGCAGGUCACUCGUUGGGCGCGGGCCGGGGAGCCACAUGGCCGCACGUGGCAGAGAUGCCAUCGCCUGGUACCAAAAGAAGAUUGGAGCCUAUGACCAACAGAUAUGGGAGAAGUCUAUAGAGCAGACUGAGAUGAAGGGCUUCAAAAACAAACCCAAAAAAAAGGGCCACAUACAGCCUGACCUGAUAGAUGUUGACUUAAUCAGAGGCUCCACAUUUGCCAAAGCCAAGCCUGAAAUCCCGUGGACGUCACUAACUAGAAAGGGGAUUGUGCGGGUUGUGUUUUUUCCAUUAUUCAGCCGUUGGUGGAUACAGGUUACAUCCCAGCGUAUUUUUAUGUGGCUUUUGGUGCUUUACCUCAUGCAAGUUAUAGCUGUCAUGUUGUAUUUCAUGAUACCUGUUGCAAGUGCAAGUGAAAUCAUUGGACCAAUGUGCCUUAUGCUACUGAUGGGAACUGUUCACUGUCAGAUUGUGUCCACCCAGAUCAACAAACCCCCAGGAACCAAUGGAGGCGGCAGCAGCAGGAGGAGGAGAAAAUUCCGCAAACCUAUGGGUGGUGAUGGGAGCAGAGAUGCUGGCAGCUGGUCUUCCUCUGACAAAGCCAAUAAAGGAGAUAAACAUUUGGAACCUAUAUCCAUUAUCAACAGUUUGUUUGGCCUGCUCUUCCGUAGGAGGUUAAGGAGGGUGAAAUUGGUAGCUGAUAAAGGGACUGAAACAGAAAGUGGUGUGAGCUCUGUGUAUAGUGGCAUUAAGCACAGACUUUCCAGAUCCGAAUAUAGGCUGCUGCAUUUCAAAGAGAGAGACAGACUUUCAGAUGGGGAGAAGAGUCAUCGGGAUGGCUGCACACAUACGGGUGGCGUUUCUGAUGAGCUGUCAAGUGAGGAGGAUGCUGAAGCCAUGGCGCAGAGGAUUUUGUUACGCAGAAGUGUAGAAGGGGCCUCCAGUGACAAUAGCUAUGAAGACAAGAAUAGGAAACCUCUAACUACUUCAAACCAGUCGGUUUCAGAGGUCAAUCAAGCCAUUAAAGGUACCAGAGAGUCCGAUAGUGUGGUAGAAUCCGAACUAGACUCAACAGCCUUUAGUCAGGAAUCAAGGUCUUGUUUUAGCGGUGGGUCCCAGAGCUGCAGUGUGUCUCGGAGAGAUUCUGAAAGCAGCCGCCAUGACUCUGAGACAGAGGACAUGCUCUGGGAUGACCUGCUUCAUGGGCCUGAGUGCCGUUCUUCCUACACCAGUGACAGCGAGGAAGGGAAUGUAAAAGGAAGUAAACGGGACCUGAAAGAGGAUGUUUUCCAACAGAACCAUUUGUUCUGGCUUCAGAAUACGAGCCCUGCAUCUGCAAAAGUAAGUGCCCUGAUCUGGGAAGGAAGUGAGUGCAAGAAGGUGGAUAUGUCUGUGCUGGAGAUCAGCGGGAUUAUCAUGAGCAGAGUUAAUGCCUAUCAGCAGGGAGUAGGCUAUCAGAUGCUGGGAAACGUUGUCACCAUUGGGUUAGCAUGUCUUCCUUUCCUCUACCGGCUCUUCCAUACAAAGAAUCUUGAACAGCUGCAAUCCAUUUCAGUGAAGGAACUUUUGAAUAUCUUUUGUGGGGCUCCUACCAUCACCCCCGUCAUUGUCUUGGCUGUGAUUAACUUCCUUGAGCGUCUCUGCCUGACUUGGAUGUUUUUCUUUAUGAUGUGUGUUGCUGAGAGAACAUACAAACAGCGUUUUUUGUUUGCCAAACUUUUUAGUCAUAUAACAUCUGCCCGGAAAGCCAGGAAGUAUGAAAUCCCCCACUUCAGACUCAAGAAGGUGGAGAAUAUUAAAAUUUGGUUAUCACUGCGCUCCUAUCUAAAGAGGAGAGGACCCCAGCGAUCUGUGGAUGUAGUUGUCUCUUCAAUCUUUUUAUUGGCUCUAUCAAUUGCUUUCAUAUGCUGUGCACAGGUUUUAAAAGGGCAUAAAACAUUCCUGAAUGCAGCUUACAACUGGGAGUUCCUCAUCUGGGAAACAGCCCUCCUCCUUUUUCUACUGCGCCUGGCAUCAUUGGGCUCUGAAACCAACAAAAAAUAUAGUAAUAUUUCAAUCCUGCUCACUGAACAGAUCAACUUAUACUUAAAGAUGGAAAAGAAGCCAAACAAGAAAGAACAGCUCUCUCUAGUGAACAAUGUUUUAAAACUGUCUACAAAGCUACUGAAGGAGUUAGACACACCAUUUAGACUCUAUGGCCUGACUAUGAACCCUUUAAUCUACAACAUCACACGAGUUGUGAUCCUGUCUGCCAUCUCAGGUGUUAUAAGUGAUCUUCUUGGAUUCAAUAUCAGAUUAUGGAAAAUCAAACCAUGAACUAGCCUGCCCUCAAGGCUGUGAGGAUUAUCAAAUCAUCAGGACACUGGAUAGAAGCAAGACAUUGGCUUGAGACAGAGGUGGUUCUAAAUUUUGGCAUAUUUCUUUAUGUAUCAAAGAUGUUUUCUUACAUUGCUUAGUUUCAGAGCCUACAGAAUAAACUAGUUUAACUUGUGAGGGCAGCCCAGGCCUUGCACACUAAGUAAACAAAACUUGUUUUGUCCAACAGAGUGACACUGUUCUAAGGGCAUUUCCAUAUUAAGUAGGGGCUAAAGUAUGCAGCAGCCACACAUUUUGGAGGGGCCUCAAAACAGUAGGAAAACAAUUAUAUGGGAUUCUGUAUACAAUAGCUUGUGUCUGUGGCCCUGUUAAAGCCUAUUUCUAUAUGGAUAGAUAAGUUACUGCAGCAGGUCGGCUCUGUUACACAACUAACUUGAUGUGGCAGCUUCUCCAUUUCCUCUGUUAACAUGAGACUGUAAUUUCACUGCAGUCAGUCAGUAUUAUGACUCCCAAUUACUGCUUUAAGAUCUAAAUAAGCUCUUCAUUUGUUAAAAUAGGGUGUUAAGGCCUUGACAAGAGGACUCACUUUCCUAAUAACUGUCCAGAACAACAUUGCAGGUUUUGGAUGGUGAGGGAGUAGAGUUUAAAAUUCUGCUGUCUGCCUUUACAUAUUAGAGCAGAUCCCUGUUCCUCUUUCAGUCUUCUUCCAGUGCCCCAUUUGAUAGACAAGUGCAUGUGUAUAGUAGCUUCAAGUAAACAAAACAUUCAAAUAAGUGCCUUUAGGCUAGAGAGGCCAAGUCUGCUUUGGACCUUUAUUCUGUGCAACUGCAGCCUUUCAUGAAAGGUCAGUCCACCCAAGACAGAUUGCCUCCAAGGGCACUUGGCAGUUAAACUUUCAGUUGCAUAGCAACAUUAAAGCCACUCUGCUGCACGCACCAGGAGAGACUAGAGUUUUCAUAUAAUUAAGUGUUCUUCAAACUCCUCAUUAUUCUUGAUUGAUAAGCCCUAAUAGAACAAGCAAAGCAUUCUCCUAGAGGGAAUAUGGUAACACUUGUUCUCUACAACAGCUCGCUCUGUAAAGCACCAUCAGUAUAUAAACACUUUUUUCACAAGACUAACAAUUUACAUAUAACACUUCAAAUCUUUGGUAUUGAUUUGGUUAGUUUUGACAAGGUAGGUCAAUAGGGCUGUUAAAGCAUUCUGGAAAAUAUUAGUGCUUUCUACUUCUAUAGUACCUUACCUUUGUUACACAGGUAAGUAGAAGUCAGAUGUGGUAAAAGUGGAACAGAAGAAGAUUCCCCUAUUCUAAUGCACAGCCUCUUAAAGGAUAGGUGCCUUUUAUGUAACACUCCUGAUACAGAACCUUGGACAAAGAAGUAAAUGGCUCUCUGGGGUAAGGACUGAUUGUGAAAACCAGUUGAGAGGAAGGAAUGUGAGAUCUUGUUAUGGGGAGGUUAAUCUACAAAUGGUAUGAGGAAAGAAUCUAAAGCCACCUCCCUAGGAGAAAUUGUUAUGCUGUAAGUGCAGCUGGUGACUUUGCUAGUUUCCAAUAAAUAGUAAGUCAGUCAUAGGACUAAUAUUGUCAGAGAAAAGGAUUCCUUUAAAUCCACUGUUCCAUCUCACACCAUAAAGGGACGAUGACAUAGGUCAUUUUUUGUAGUAAAUUGUUUAUGCAAAGCUAUUUUCUGUACAAUGAAAAUUAGUAAAAAUGUAAAAAGUGACAUUUAAAAUACAAAUAAAUCCAUGGAAGCAAACUCCAUCAAACAGCUGGUACUAUA
This is a messenger RNA of Caretta caretta (loggerhead turtle), 4243 nucleotides long. It is a transcript of the gene PHTF1, whose product is annotated as putative homeodomain transcription factor 1. Gene Ontology annotation, cellular component: endoplasmic reticulum. The record is from RefSeq and is a predicted model, not a curated record. NCBI's taxonomy places the organism in Eukaryota, Metazoa, Chordata, Testudines, Cheloniidae.